Drosophila willistoni is the source of this 1992-nucleotide messenger RNA. RefSeq names its product medium-chain acyl-CoA ligase ACSF2, mitochondrial (gene Acsf2). Gene Ontology annotation, molecular function: medium-chain fatty acid-CoA ligase activity. Gene Ontology annotation, biological process: fatty acid metabolic process. The transcript is spliced from 3 exons. The record is from RefSeq and is a predicted model, not a curated record. The coding region runs from base 170 to 1936 and encodes 588 amino acids. Lineage: Eukaryota; Metazoa; Arthropoda; Insecta; Diptera; Drosophilidae.
UUCGUUCUUAAACUUGGCAAAGGUCGGAUGUGCCCAUUGGAAUACAUACUAAAUUCUGAUAUUAGUUCUGAUACAAGUGCACAUAAUAUGCCACAUAAUUAAUAACUAAUCAAAUAAGGAAAAUAGCUCUGGAUAAAAAUACAAGAACUAGUUGAAAAACCAAUUGAGAAUGUUGAACAAAAAACUGGAAUUGGUGGCCAAAUAUGCGCUCAAGCAAGGACUCAAGAUUAAUGCUUUACGCAGUUUAUCUACUACCCUGUCUACAAGCAUUAGCCACAAGCAUCAUGUGGUUAAGGAACCGUUGGUGUAUCGUAAUAUAGGCCAGGAAUUGGAGUUGACUGUUAGUAAAUAUGGUGAUGUCGAGGCAAUUGUCUCCUGUCAUGAGGGCAAGAGAUAUACAUUCAAGAGUCUUUUGGCCGAAGUUGAUCGUCUGGCGGCUAGCUUCCGUAAGCUGGGAUUACAACAAGGCGAUGCUGUGGGCCUGUGGUCUCCAAAUUAUGUGCACUGGUAUCUGGGCAUGUUAGGAGCAGCUCGUGCUGGUCUCACAUCGGUGGGCAUUAAUCCCGCUUUUCAGGGUCCGGAGGUGGCCUAUUGCCUGAACAAGGUAGGCUUAAAGGCUAUAGUGGCUCCAGAGAUAUUUAAAUCGCAGAACUAUUACGAGAUUCUACGUGGCAUAUGCCCAGAAAUAGCCGAUGCCGAGCCAGGUAAAAUUAAAAGUGAGAAAUUUCCUCACUUGCGUUCGGUGAUCAUUAAUAGUGAGACUCACUUGAAGGGUGCCCUACGUUUCGAUGACCUCCUGGAUUUGAGUAAUAGAACCGAGCAGGAGGAGAUUGGCAAGUAUCAAACGAAAAUCAGUCCAGAAUUGCCAUGUAAUAUACAGUUCACAUCGGGAACCACGGGCAACCCGAAAGCUGCAUCGCUCUCCCAUUACAAUUUCGUAAAUAAUGGCAUUCAUGUGGGCAAUCGCAAUCAGUUGGAAGGCGAACGAAUUUGUGUUCAAGUCCCCUUGUUCCAUGCCUUUGGAGUGAUAAUCACUAUUAUGGCUGGCAUGUCUAAGGGAGCCACCUUGGUCCUGCCUGCAGCUGGAUUCAGUCCCAAGGACUCACUGGCCGCCAUUGUGAAAGAGAAAUGCACUGUUAUCCAUGGCACGCCCACAAUGUAUGUGGAUUUGGUUAGUGCACAACGUGAACUGCAAGUACCGCUGGGCAGGAUUAAGAAGGCCAUCACUGGAGGAGCCAUAGUGUCGCCUCAGCUCAUAUUGGAUGUGAAGAAAGUGCUCGGAGUUGAGUCCAUGCGCAGUGUCUAUGGUCUGACGGAAACAACUGCUGUGAUAUUCCAAACUCUGCCGGGAGAUGAUGAGGAAAGUGUCCUUCAUACAGUUGGCCAUCUGCAAGAUCAUGUAGAGGUCAAGGUUGUAGAUGCCGAUGGCAAUUGUGUGCCAUUUGGUCAACCCGGUGAGCUCUGCGUACGGGGAUAUGUCACUAUGUUGGGCUAUCAUGGCGACAAGGAGAAAACCGAAGAGACAAUUGGAGCGGAUAAAUGGCUUCGCACUGGCGAUCAGUUUGUAUUGCAAGAGGAUGGCUAUGGUCGCAUUGUGGGUCGUCUCAAGGAGAUGAUCAUUCGAGGCGGUGAAAACAUAUUUCCCAGAGAGGUUGAAGACUUUCUCAAUGCUCAUCCGCAGAUCGUGGAGGCUCAUGUCAUUGGUGUUCCCGAUGAGCGUUUGGGUGAAGAAAUCGUUGCCUUUGUCCGCCUGCACAAUGAUGUUGAUCCCAAGAGUUUCACAGUUGAAGCUUUGCGUGCCUAUUCCAAGGGUAAAAUUGCCCACUUUAAGGUGCCGAGAUAUGUGGUGCCUAUCGAUGCAUUCCCUAAGACUACUUCCGGCAAAAUACAGAAAUUCAAACUCUCCCAAAUGUUUGAAAACAAUAAAAAAAACUAAAACACAGGCUGUUAACUAAUCUUAAGUUGUAGAUUCUAUAAUAAACUGUUUUUUUU